Messenger RNA from Amaranthus tricolor (Joseph's coat), 1282 nucleotides. RefSeq names its product dehydration-responsive element-binding protein 3-like. Gene Ontology annotation, molecular function: DNA binding; DNA-binding transcription factor activity. The record is from RefSeq and is a predicted model, not a curated record. Bases 291 to 953 code for a protein of 220 amino acids. The transcript has a single exon. Gene Ontology annotation, biological process: regulation of DNA-templated transcription. NCBI's taxonomy places the organism in Eukaryota, Viridiplantae, Streptophyta, Magnoliopsida, Caryophyllales, Amaranthaceae.
UUAGCAGUUAACCCCAUUUUAACUCGUUUCUCUCGUCUCGUAGAAAUAUAGAGUCACUUAUUAACGCCCUUUUCUUAUUACUCCUAUUAUUAUCAAUUUUUUACUUACCUAUCUUCCCCUGUUUCCUUUUGCUUUAUAUAUUUCUCCAUUACAUUCUUCUCUACCAACUAUAAUAACCAGUAACCAAUAAAACCAUACAUUGUCUCUUCCUCCUCUCUAUCUCUCUCUAAACUCCAUUCUCUCUCUACUGUACAAAUAAACACAACUUAUAAUUUCAUCUUCAUUCAACAAUGGCGGUACGCCAUACCCAUGAGUCUGAAACUUGUCAAAACGACACCACUUCAACAUCUUCAUCUGGGUUAACUCACUCUUCCCUCCGAGUCAAUAAUAAUAAAAGAAAAAGAGAAAAUAGCAAACACCCAGUUUACAGAGGAGUAAGAAUGAGAGCUUGGGGUAAAUGGGUAUCUGAAAUUCGUGAACCCAGAAAAAAAUCUCGUAUAUGGCUUGGAACUUUUAACACUCCUGAAAUGGCGGCACGAGCACAUGAUGUUGCUGCUCUUUGUAUUAAAGGUAACUCAGCGAUUCUUAAUUUUCCUGAACUCACUGAGUCUCUACCUCGACCCGCUUCGAGUUCGCCUCGUGAUGUUCAAGCUGCUGCUGCUUUAGCUGCUUCUAUGGCUAUGGACUCUCACUCAGCUGAAGUUUCUUCUUCUUCUUCUGAGGUCAAUGGACCUGAAGAAGAACUGAGUCAAAUCGUUGAGUUACCGAGUUUAGAGGAUGAAGGUGGUGACUCGGCUGAAUCUAAGCCUGAGUUAGUUAUGGUUGACUCGGUUGAGAAGUGGCUUAGCUCACCGGAUUGGACGGAGGAGAUGGGUUUAAAUGGAUACUUGUAUGAAUCAACGACUGACAUUUCAUUGGCUGAUUGUGGGUUAGGUUAUAUUUAUUUGGAUUAAUGAACAUAUUUUUUUUAAAAAAAAAACAACUUUUUUUUCAGAAAAUUUUUUCCUGUUUUUAGAGAGUUGAAAUUGUUCUGUUUAUACCAAAACCUUUUAGUGAGUUUUUUUUAAAAAAAUUAAAUUUUCUAAAUUUUCUUUACUUUGUAUAAAAUAUAAAUAUAGUUCUACUACUAGUAUUAGAAUUUUAUAAUUUUUGUGUGAUUUUUUUGUAUAAAAUGUGUGUGAAUGUAAAAUGUAGGCAGAGUUUUAAUUAUUACUCUGAAUCCCUCUAUUCACCCCAAAAUGUGUGUAUAGAGUAUAUAAGGUAUUACAAAUUGCUUGGCACA